AGUCAAUCAACCCUUAGGCCACGCCUCCCUGGCCUGCGCAUGCCCAGUCUCGGACUCGGCCUUUUCCCUCAGCAGAGCCCGGUGGAAGACAGAGCUCUUCGGACGGAGGAAGCGGUCAUUACUGCCCGGAUUUCGAACCGUAAAUCACAGCGAGGUCCCCGGCUUCGCGUGAGAAGGCUCCGGAGCCUUCGCAGGACGGCUGAAAGGCGAGGCUUGGCUGCCCCCGGCCUUUAGCCGCCUUUGUCCCGAUCCCGUCAAGGUCACUCACCGAGCCCCGCAGGUCACAGGAACGAGCCUGCCUGGUCCGGAGGCCCCGGAGGCUAAAAUGGCGGACCCGGGAACGGCAGGGCCGAGGGGGGAGGCGGACCAGAGUUCCCCGAAAGUCUCCGCGGGGCCCAAGUUGGCCGCUAAAACAGCCGCGGCCAGGCCGAAGGCGACAGCCCUCCCCUGCCAGGGAGCCUCGAAGGCCGCUGACAAAAGGGCCGCUGAGGCGGAAGCAGCGCCAAAGGGGGGGCGGAGACCCCCCGCGGAGGAAACCGUUGGAGUUUCUCGCGCUUUUCCAGCCCAGCAACCCAGCCAGCCAAUCGGCGCGAAGCACCAGAGUCCCCUGGGCUCUCAGGCCGGGUCGCCAGGUGGCGCCAGAGAGCAGCUGUCUCUGCCCUCCGACCAGGCUUUUAUGGCUCCUGAUUCGAAGCCGCCGCCAGGAGAAGGGCAGCCACCGCCUAAGCGGAGGAAGGGGGCGCCAGAGGCCAGCUUUACUCCCACGGCGGUGGCGGGACUUGGCCCACAGGAGAGUCAGGGCCCUGAAAUCUCUGACCAGAUGAAAAUCCUGAUAUCGGAGGCCAUAGCGCAGGGCAUCGCGGCAGGCCUGCAACAAAAACCUCAGGCUGCUCCGGGACCCCCGGAAAAUCCCCAACAUGAAGAGCAACACAGAGGAUCCACCAGAAGGCUCUUUUACCCAGCCCUCUUUAAAUCCUUGUUACUCAAGGCCAAAGCCACAACAGGUAUGGGAGCGGAGCCAGCGUUGGAGCCCGUGGACCCGAAUGAGUUGCUCUUUUCACAGCCAACCAUAGAGAGCGAGGAAAUCCCCUCCCCUGAAUUAUUCCAGAGGGUGAUCCAAAAGAUAUGGGCCCAACCGGGGCCAUGCCCUCCCCUAAGUGAGGACGAAAAAAUGUUAUAUAAUAUGGCCCCCGAUUUUUCUCACGCACUGGAACCACCGACUAUAGAUGGUCCAGUGGCAGCCUUGGUAUCUUCCACCAUUGUGGCUUGCUGUGAAGAUGCACUGAGCCCAGAGGAGAGGAAGGUGGAGCAGACCCUCUGUAACGUGCACAAGACGGCUGCCAUGGCAAUCAAAACAUCGACAGCUGCCUCAUUUUUCAACAGGGCCUCAUUGAUGUGGCUCCGCCAGAUGCAAGCGAGGAUUCCCUCUGGUGACCUUCGCUUCCACCAGGACAUCGACAAUGUGAUAGCGGCUACGGAAUUCUCUGCAGAUGCCACCUUGAGGGCAGCCAAGUUUGCUUCCAAGGCCCUUGCCUCUUCGGUGGUGGCCCGGCGACAACUGUGGCUUCGCCAUUGGGAGGUGAGCGCAAACCAUAAGUCCAAACUAGCCUCUGCUCCGUACAAGGGGGGCAUGCUGUUUGGAGAGGCCCUAGAUUCCCUUCUGGUGAAGACUAGGCGUGGGAGAAAGGUCCUGCCUUCUCAACGUAGACCAGCUGCCCGCCGUGGAAAAAAUUUCCGUGGGGCUUCCUUUCAGCCCACAGACAGGGGGUUUAAUGCCCCUCAACCCCAGAAGGCAUACACCCAUAGACCAGACUGGCAACCAGACAGAUCCGAGUUCAAGGACAAAAACAGAGGAUACUUCCAAGGCAAGCGACCAUUUCGGGGCAGCGGCCAUCGCCCCUUUCGCCGCUCCAAGUGAUGACACAUCUAACCCUCCCGUUGGUGGGCGCUUAAGCCUAUUCUCCAAUCUGUGGGAAGGAGCUCCAAUGGAGACCUUUGUCCUGAGACUAGGUCUCGCCCUCAAAUUCCUCUCCACCCCCCAGCCCCGAGUUUCCUAAUACGUUGCCCCAUCUGUCUUUAUUUUAAAAGAUUUUUAUUUUAUAUUUACAAUAAUUCCAUUUCAAUCGUGUGUUGACUGUGUACAUCUUCUGCUUACAAUUAUAAAUAAUAUUUUUUUACCAAUAUAACAAUCCCAUUUCUUAUAGCUAUUACGUUUUAUUUUUAACAAUCUUAAACCUAUUUCUCUAGAUUUUCAUCAACGCCGUUUUAAUUUGUUUUACUUUCCAACCAUUGAUAAAAUAAAUCCCAUACCGUAUAAUAUUCCGUUUGUCCUUUUUCUUUCAUUACCAGCGUUAACACAUUCAUCUCUACAUUCAAAUAUUUUCUCGAUUACUUUUUCCUCUGUCGGUAUCUUAUCACUUCCAAUUCUUAUCGAAUACAAUUCUAGCUGCUGUUAAUACAUGUAUAAUUAAAUAUGGUUUUUCUUCACUGUAGCCUUCAGGUACCAUCCCUAAUAAAAAUAUUUCAGGUUUCAAAUCUAUAUGUGUUAUUUUU
This is a messenger RNA of Notechis scutatus (mainland tiger snake), 2553 nucleotides long. The record is from RefSeq and is a predicted model, not a curated record. Lineage: Eukaryota; Metazoa; Chordata; Lepidosauria; Squamata; Elapidae.